AGACAGCAUACACACUCUCCUCUCCGCCAGACGCGGCGACGAACGGUGGCGCGUGUGUGUGUGUGCGCGUGUGUGUGUGUGUGUGUGUGUGCAUGCGUGCGCAUACGUGUGCGCGAAGACCCCCGUGCGUAAUUACGCUCGGCGCAUGCAUGGUUUUUGGGUGCGCUGGAUGUCUCCAACCCCCUCGGAGUGCGUCACUUCUCUCCGAGGAGGCGUGAAGUGUUUGGCCGCAUCAUCUUGACGGCGCACCGGGAGGAAGAGGACCGGGGGGGACGCACCGAGAAGCCGCGCGUCUGAACCGCUGGAUGCGAUGGAUUAGCAGCCUCAUUUCUCAUCUCCUCCAUCUCCACUUCUUUUUUUUUUUUUCUUUUUUUUUUUUUUAGUUGCCAAUUCUGACACCGACUCUCCAUCACGGGAUUAUUUCCUCGACAUUUACCGCCGAGAUGACGGAGGAGUGUGUGUUGCGGUGCGUGCUGAUGCUCUGCUGCGCGCUCCUCUCCGCCAACGCCAGCAACUGGCUGUACUUGGCCAAGCUGUCAUCAGUGGGAAGCAUCCGGGAUGAAGAGACGUGCGAGAGGUUACGAGGCCUCAUCCAGAGACAGGUUCAAAUCUGUAAGCGCAGCGUGGAGGUGAUGGACGCGGUGCGUCGGGGCGCCCAGCUGGCGAUCGACGAGUGCCAGUUCCAGUUCCGCAACCGCCGGUGGAACUGUUCCACUCUGGAGACCAUGCCUGUGUUCGGCAAGGUGGUCACCCAGGGCACCCGCGAGGCGGCCUUUGUGUAUGCCAUCUCAGCAGCCAGUGUGGCGUUCGCGGUCACACGGGCCUGCAGUAGCGGAGAGCUGGAAAAAUGCGGCUGUGACCACAACGUGCAUGGAGUCAGUCCAGAGGGAUUCCAGUGGUCGGGCUGCAGCGACAACAUUGCUUACGGGGUGGCUUUUUCUCAGUCCUUCGUGGACGUGAGGGAGAGGAGUAAAGGCCAGUCCUCCAGUCGGGCCCUCAUGAACUUACACAACAAUGAGGCGGGAAGGAAGACCAUCCUGGCUCACAUGCGCGUGGAGUGUAAAUGCCACGGCGUGUCGGGCUCGUGCGAGGUGAAGACCUGCUGGAAGGCCAUGCCGCCCUUCCGCAAGGUGGGCAACAUCAUCAAGGAGAAGUUCGACGGCGCCACCGAGGUAGAGCAGCGCAAAAUGGGCUCCGCCAAAUUCCUGGUGCCUCGCAACUCCCAGUUCAAGCCCCACACGGAUGAAGACCUGGUCUACUUGGAGCCCAGUCCGGACUUCUGCGACCGCGACCCGCGCACGCCGGGCAUGCUGGGCACGGUGGGGCGGCAGUGCAACAGAACCUCAAAGGCCAUAGACGGCUGCGAGCUGAUGUGCUGCGGCCGCGGCUUCCAGACGCAGGAGGUGGAGGUGGUGGACAGGUGCAGCUGCAAGUUCCACUGGUGCUGUUACGUCAAAUGCAAACAGUGCCGCAAAACCGUGGAGAUGCACACUUGCCGGUGAUGGCGCAACGGCCAGAGUGAGCACUGAGGACUGGAUACCGCCAACCCUUCCACUAAACAGACCCGAGUCGCUGAGAGGACCACGGAGCAUCCCAUUUCCUCAUCUCUUCUCCAUUUAGAA
Molecule: messenger RNA, 1622 nt
Organism: Entelurus aequoreus (snake pipefish)
Lineage: Eukaryota; Metazoa; Chordata; Actinopteri; Syngnathiformes; Syngnathidae
Gene: wnt4
Product: wingless-type MMTV integration site family, member 4
Exons: 6
Coding region: 444-1502 (352 amino acids)
Biological process (GO): cell fate commitment; multicellular organism development; neuron differentiation
Cellular component (GO): extracellular region
Molecular function (GO): frizzled binding; cytokine activity
Source: RefSeq, a predicted model, not a curated record